Molecule: messenger RNA, 1160 nt
Organism: Physella acuta
Lineage: Eukaryota; Metazoa; Mollusca; Gastropoda; Physidae
Source: RefSeq, a predicted model, not a curated record
UGUAGAAAUUUAAUUUAACCUUUUACAUUUGAAAUUUUCUUAUAGAGCUACUAAGGGCAUUAUGAAUUGGAAGGUUUUUGCGAUACUGUCAUUCCAUUUUAUUAUUUUGUCACAGCUUAAUCACUUUGUGACAAUGUGUGCCGCUGUCAUGGGCUUAUUUUCUUCUUAUUCUCCGCGAUUCCUGAAUGCAAUUGGAUUUUCAGCGCCUGAAAUUAUACCUAAUUCUCCAGCUGGGAUUAUCCAUAGGCUGUUAUCUAAAUCCAACCUUGGUGCCAGACUUUUUGCAAAAAUGCAGUCAGCUGUGAGCCGCAUAGGACGUCCAACCAUUAAAACCCUGGUGGCAUCUGCUUUAGUUGGAACUGUAUUGGGAUGUGUAAUCCAGUUAGCUUGCUACUUUUGCUAUCAUGCGAUGCACUGAGGAUUCCUGUGUACAGUUGAAGUGAUGAUUUCUUCCCGGUAUAGGUUUAACUGAUGCAGCUGUGAUGUUGUUUUAUUCCUGAUGUACGUGCAGCUGUGAUGUUGUUUUAUUCCUGAUGUACGUGCAGCUGUGAUGUUGUUUUAUUCCUGAUGUACGUGUAGUUGUGAUGUUGUUUUAUUCCUGAUGUACGUGUAGUUGUGAUGUUGUUUUAUUCCUGAUGUACGUGUAGUUGUGAUGUUGUUUUAUUCCUGAUGUACGUGUAGUUGUGAUGUGAGAGAGUGCGUGAAUAGAAUGGGUUUUUUUUUUGCUCAGGUUACUACAUUAUGCCUGGGAGUUAAAGCCUAAACUUGGUUUUCGUGUAAAGUUAGCUGACUCAUGUUAAAUUGUUAAUCCUUAAAUCUAACGCUUGACCUUGACCUUUAAGUUCACUCACAUUGCCCUGUAUGAUACAUCAUGUAUUCUGAUUGAUGGACUAACACGUCUACAUAACUAAUGCUAUAGGUUGAGUAGAAAAUUUGUUUCUUGUAUUGUGUAUGUAAAUAUUUUGUGGUAGUUCUGCUAGUGUAUUUAUUCUACCAACAUUUAUCAAGUGUUGACCAAAAGUAAAGAGAAUUUAAUUAUCUAAGUUUUAUUCACCUUCUUUGUUCUUAUUGUAAUGUUGGAUGGGAUUUCCUCCAACACAAAUGAGUGUUAUGUGGCAACUUGUUAUGCAUCUGAUUUCAGCCUGCUUUUAAUUCCAUUG